AGCGGUAAUGAAACGAAUGACUUUUCCAAUCGAUUUGUACACAACGGCCCGACUGCACAUCGUAUCGACACCGCAAUUCGGUGUCACACGUAACACAUUCAGACUGCUAUACGAAUAUGAUUGUUUUUUAAAUUUUUUGGGGCGCAGUAUUUCCUGACUGGUGAGUUCGUACUGCUUGGAAUUCCACGCACAUGCAUGCAGUAUCCAAGGAAAAGCAGGCAGAGGGGGGCAAGUAGGGUGCUCUGGCCUUCGCCAGUGAGUCCAGUAGGCUCCUCCAGUUGGCUCGACGCGGACAACUGGGAGGGGCGGGGCUAGAGCGCCUCGAUCCCGCAGCCGCGUCGUCUUUUCAUCGCUAAAGCGUCCACCAUCCGCGACCUCCACCAUCCGCAAAUAGCGAGUCUCAUCUUUUGUUGUUUCACCAUGAAGAUUAACAGCAGCCUGAGUGCACCGCAGCUACCCGAGUCCUUGUCCCAAGACGGCCUUCAGUUCAGCGUGGCCACCGAGGAGGACUUUGAUGACAUCAUGGCCAUAAGUCAGGACAUCUACGGGGGUCUGGACUACCUGCCCACCAGGUACAGCAGCUGGCUGCAGGAAAGCAACCGCACCGUCAUCCUGGCCCGCAAGGAGGGAAAAGUGAUUGCUCUCGAGUCGGUCUGCGUGAUCGACGAAGGCGAAACCAUGCUAGUGGAGGGUCUCCGCGUGGCCCCACAGGAAAGGGGGAAGGGCGUGGCAGGGGUCCUGCUGCGAUUUUGCUCUGAGCUGGUCAAGUCCAAACACCCUGAGGUGAAAGUCAGUCGCCUGACCCGUGAUGAUCCGCUGGGGUCCAAGGACUUCCAGAAGUAUCGCGUGAUCACCAAGCAGGGUAUCCUACUUGUGCGCUUCCGAGCCGAGGACCUGAAGCGCCGACUUUCUGACAUUAGCGGCGGAGAAACAUGUCCAAAUUCGGCAUCAUUCCCCAUACGUCUGGACCACAAUGCCGUCCGUCGGCUCUUUCUGACCAGCGACCUGAUGCGGGGGGUGCUCCCCAACUCCACCAUCAUUCAAGACUGGCAGCCCUUUAAGCCCGUGCCGGGUAACAUGGCCAUUCUGAUGAAGAAAGACAUCGACUGGAUGGUGGACGACGCCUCCAAGCCCAGUGUGGGAAGCCUGUGUACCUUCCCCUUCAGGGUCCCCAUCGGAGAAGACUGGUACUACCUGAACAUCGACAUGUUCGGCAAAGAUCUUGAUCUAGUUCGCCAGCAGUUCCUGAGCCACCUGCAGCGCCACACGGCCACCUUGAAGGGUCACGUCAUGUGCCAGAUGUUCCUAGACCCGCCCCUUUGGAAGCCCAUGGCCGACUUUUGUCGCCAAGCCCUUUGCGUGGAGCUCGUCAAAGAGUACACGGAGCAAUGCGUGGUGGAAUCUGACGUCAUGUAGCCCAAGGACCGAGUCUACUUCGGACACCAAACCUACCAACUCUACUAGAAAAGCACCAACAAUCUACGCCCCAUUGUUAGACUCGAAUACUUAGUGUAAGCAGUAUUUCAUGUAUUUUUUCUUAGCGAGUAGAUGACCAAGCAGGUGAUUGUUUUUUUUUGUCAUAUUCUAGAACAACCCUAUGAGCACUUUGUUUCCGCAGAGACCUGCUCAUACAGAUACGCGCAGAACUUUUAAGGCACUUUAAAUUCACCAUCAAGAGAAUUAUGACAACUACCGUAUUUUCUGGACUAUCAAUGCAAUUUGUAUUCCAGAGAGACAGCGAGAACCAAAAGUGGUAUUUGGCAUGUGGCAAAAUGAAUUUUGCCAUGUGUCAAAAUUUUUUGCCAAGUGGCAUUUUUUUUUGCCAUGUGGCGAUUUUUUUUUUGCCAUGU
Molecule: messenger RNA, 1850 nt
Organism: Corythoichthys intestinalis (scribbled pipefish)
Lineage: Eukaryota; Metazoa; Chordata; Actinopteri; Syngnathiformes; Syngnathidae
Gene: nat16
Product: N-acetyltransferase 16
Exons: 5
Coding region: 421-1416 (331 amino acids)
Molecular function (GO): acyltransferase activity, transferring groups other than amino-acyl groups
Source: RefSeq, a predicted model, not a curated record